UGUGCGGCCUGCGGACAAAAGGCCGAGCCCGCAGGGCCAAUCCGCGCGCCACCCCGUAGCGCCUGGGGGCGGGAGCCGGAGAGCCAAGAAGCUCGUCCUGGCACGUCUAUUGGCUGGUACUGACGCCCAUCCGGACCCCGAGGCCAGGCAGUUGGCCAAGGGGGGCGGGGUUCGCAGAGCCCCAAUGAAUGGGGGAGCCGGAAGCAGGAAGUGAGUUUGCGAACGGAGGAGCUGCUGCAGCAGGGCCCAUGGCGGACACCCAGUACAUCCUGCCCAAUGACAUUGGCGUGUCUAGCCUGGACUGCCGUGAGGCCUUCCGCCUGCUGUCACCCAAAGAGCGCCUCUAUGCCCACCACCUGUCCCGUGCCGCCUGGUAUGGAGGCCUGGCUGUGCUGCUUCAGACCUCCCCCGAGGCCCCCUACAUCUAUGCUCUGCUCAGCCGCCUCUUCUGCACCCAGGACCCCGACCAGCUGCGCCAACGUGCCCUGGCUGAGGGCCUUACCGAGGAGGAGUAUCAGGCGUUCCUGGUCUAUGCCGCGGGUGUCUACUCCAACAUGGGCAACUACAAGUCCUUUGGUGACACCAAGUUUGUUCCCAACUUGCCCAAGGAAAAGCUGGAACGGGUGAUCCUAGGGAGUGAGGCUGCUCAGCAGCACCCAGAAGAAGUCAGGGGUCUCUGGCAGACUUGCGGGGAGCUUAUGUUCUCUCUGGAGCCAAGGCUUCGACACCUCGGGCUGGGGAAGGAGGGAAUCACCACCUAUUUCUCUGGGAAUUGUACCAUGGAAGAUGCCAAAUUUGCCCAAGACUUUCUGGACUCACAGAACCUCAGUGCCUACAACACCCGGCUCUUCAAAGAGGUCGAUGGAGAAGGGAAGCCCCACUAUGAGGUGCGGCUGGCUUCUGUGCUUGGCUCAGAGCCUUCCCUGGACUCCGAGGUGACUUCCAAGCUGAAGAGCUACGAAUUCCGGGGAAGCCUUUUCCAGGUGACCCGGGGGGACUACGCGCCCAUCCUCCAGAAGGUGGUGGAGCAGCUGGAGAAAGCCAAGGCGUAUGCAGCCAACAGCCACCAGGGGCAGAUGCUGGCCCAGUAUAUAGAGAGCUUCACCCAGGGCUCCAUCGAGGCCCACAAGAGGGGCUCCCGCUUCUGGAUCCAGGACAAAGGCCCCAUCGUGGAGAGUUACAUCGGGUUCAUCGAGAGCUACCGCGACCCCUUUGGUUCCCGAGGAGAAUUUGAAGGUUUCGUAGCUGUGGUGAACAAGGCCAUGAGUGCCAAGUUUGAGCGGCUGGUGGUGAGCGCAGAGCAGCUGCUGAAGGAGCUGCCCUGGCCCCCGGCCUUUGAGAAGGACAAGUUCCUCACCCCAGACUUCACCUCCCUGGAUGUUCUCACCUUCGCUGGCUCCGGCAUCCCUGCUGGCAUCAACAUCCCCAACUACGAUGACCUGAGGCAGACGGAAGGCUUUAAGAACGUGUCGCUGGGCAAUGUGCUGGCUGUGGCCUAUGCCACGCAGCGGGAGAAGCUCACCUUUCUGGAGGAGGAUGACAAGGACCUGUACAUCCUCUGGAAGGGGCCCUCCUUCGAUGUGCAGGUGGGCCUGCAUGAGCUGCUGGGCCAUGGCAGUGGCAAGCUCUUCGUACAGGAUGAAAAAGGAGCAUUCAACUUUGACCAGGAGACAGUGAUCAACCCAGAGACGGGCGAGCAGAUUCAGAGCUGGUAUCGGAGCGGGGAGACCUGGGACAGCAAGUUCAGCACCAUCGCCUCCAGCUACGAAGAGUGCCGGGCUGAGAGCGUGGGUCUCUACCUCUGUCUCCACCCGCAAGUGCUGGAGAUCUUUGGCUUUGAGGGGGCUGAUGCGGAGGACGUGAUCUACGUGAACUGGCUCAACAUGGUUCGGGCCGGGCUGCUCGCUCUGGAGUUCUACACACCUGAGGCCUCCAACUGGCGACAGGCCCAUAUGCAGGCCCGGUUUGUGAUCCUGAGAGUCUUGCUGGAGGCUGGCGAGGGACUCGUUACCAUCACUCCCACCACAGGCUCCGAUGGGCGCCCAGAUGCCCGGGUCCGCCUCGACCGCAGCAAGAUCCGGUCUGUGGGCAAGCCUGCUCUAGAGCGCUUCCUGCGGAGACUUCAGGUGCUGAAGUCCACAGGGGAUGUGGCCGGAGGGCGGGUCCUGUACGAGGGGUAUGCAGCAGUCACUGAUGCGCCCCCCGAGUGCUUCCUCACCCUCAGGGACACGGUGCUGCUGCGUAAGGAAUCUCGGAAGCUCAUUGUUCAGCCCAACACUCGCCUUGAAGGCUCAGACGUGCAGCUUCUGGAAUACGAGGCCUCAGCUGCUGGCCUCAUCCGAUCCUUCUCCGAGCGUUUCCCAGAGGAUGGACCCGAGUUGGAGGAGAUCCUCACACAGCUGGCCACAGCCGAUGCCCGAUUCUGGAAGGGCCCCAGUGAGGCCCCAUCUGGCCAAGCUUGAGGAAUAUGUGUGGCCUCUCCCCCAACUCCAUCAAACCAAGGCUGCAAGUGGCCCUCCAUUCGUGUGUGUAUUUAGGGGCUGGGGAGGGGGAGGGGCAGGAGCUUGGACCUUCGUACUACCUCAGCUGAGGGUGAUGACACUAACCCCUUCCAUUUGUCAGCACUUUCCAGCCUGCCAAGUGCUUCCCCUCUGUGAUCUCAUUUCAUCUGCACUGCCAUAUGUGGAAUGAGCAAGACACGGCUUACCAUCUUGUCUACCAGAUGAGGAAAUGGCAGUUCUGAGAAGUCACUGGUCUAGAUCCCGCAGGUGGCACGUGACAGCUAGGGUUCAAAACGUUCUCACCAAAUCCAAUGCUCCUCACAUAUUAAUUUUAUAACCAGACAAAUAAAUAUUAGAGACAACUACCAUC
Symphalangus syndactylus (siamang) is the source of this 2871-nucleotide messenger RNA. RefSeq names its product dipeptidyl peptidase 3 (gene DPP3). Gene Ontology annotation, cellular component: cytoplasm. Gene Ontology annotation, molecular function: metalloexopeptidase activity; dipeptidyl-peptidase activity. Lineage: Eukaryota; Metazoa; Chordata; Mammalia; Primates; Hylobatidae. The record is from RefSeq and is a predicted model, not a curated record. Gene Ontology annotation, biological process: proteolysis.